Molecule: messenger RNA, 831 nt
Organism: Aspergillus lentulus
Lineage: Eukaryota; Fungi; Ascomycota; Eurotiomycetes; Eurotiales; Aspergillaceae
Source: RefSeq, a predicted model, not a curated record
AUGCUCUUCUCAUCGUCAUCGGCAUCAUUCGCCUUGGUGCUUCUGCUAACACAAUGGACGCAUUCCACGAUCGCAGCACAAUGCUAUUACUCCGACGGUAGCAAAGCAGACGGCAGUUUCCAGCCAUGCUUCCCGGAUCAAGAUAAUAGCCCCUGCUGCGCGAAUAACAAGCCCAAGAGCAUGGCCAACGACAUCUGUUUAACGAGUGGACUGUGUUUGGCACAGAUGCAGGGCUUCGCCGGGUUGAUAUAUCAGAAUGCGUGUACCGAUCCAACCGGGAAGAGCAGCCAGUGUCAGAAAAUUUGCUCUGGCUCUACGUCGGGCGGAAUCCAACUUCUCCCUUGCCCGGCCAAGGGUGUUGACCAGUGGUGCUGUAGCAUCAACGGGACAGACUGCUGCGAUAACGCGGGGACAGUCACCAUCGGCACGAUCUACGGAUACACGAGCACAUCAGCAUCGUCGACAUCAACAUCAACAGCCACCGGGACCGGAACGAUAGCUACAACGACGGUCACCACAACAGCUGCAGCCGGCAACGGUACGGAAGUCUGCGCGGGUUCAAGCUCGAAGACGACCGCGGUCGGGGCGGGGGUUGGCGCUGGACUGGGUGCCUGUUUGGUUGCCACGCUAUUUGCGCUCUGGUUCCAACGACGGAUGUAUCAGAAGAAACUGCAGCAGACUGGCGGAUACGCGGGAUACAGUCCUGCCAAUAUGACAUAUGCUCAAUCCGGGUAUUCGAAUCCGUCGAGUGGUGCUCAGCGAAUUGUCUCUGAGUUGCAGUCAAAUCAAGAAGUCAUCCAUGAGGUGGAUGGACGCGAGGCACGAAAAUGA